AUGGCUCUCAUCCGUUUCUUCAUCCUAACCUCUUUGGUGUUCUUCCCACUUUUGCUAGUCAUUGCCUCUGCUAAUGAUUAUGGCUACAGUACCCCAGAUGUUAAAAACCAAGACCCAGAAAAGUAUGACUUGAAGCCAAAACCAGAUGAAGUUGCAGAAAACGAUGGCGCCUAUGAACCCAAGUCCAAGCCUGUAGAAGAAGAAGAAGAAGUGAAGAAAUAUGAUUAUAGCCUAAAGCCGAAGCUAGAAGAGACAAAGAAGAGCAUUGAGCAUGAAUGGAAGCAGAAAGAAGACCAUGAUGAUGAAGACGAGAAAGAAAAAGAAAAGAAAGGUUAUGCAGGUAAUUAUGGUGCAGAGGAAGAAAAGAAGAAUAGUCAUGGUUAUGAGGAAGGAGUAGAAGUCAGUUAUGGAUUUUCAAAGAAGCCAAAGUACCAAGAAGAAGAAAAGGAAGUCAGUAUUGGUUUUGAAGGUUUUGUUCUGUGUAAAUCAGGCCUCAAGUACUACCCAAUUCAAGGAGCUGUUGCAAAGAUAAAAUGUCUGGUAGAGGAUGAAAAUGGGUAUGAGAGAGCUCCAGUUACAGUAUCCAGUUGUCCAGCGGAUGAAAAGGGUUAUUUCUUGGGGAAAGUGUCUGAAUCAGAUAUGGGAAAAAAGUUGAAGAUCAAAGAGUGCAAGGCAUUUAUUGAAAGGUCGCCACUGGAGACCUGUAAUGUUCCAUGUGAUGUCAACAAAGGGAUUACUGGUGCUUUACUUUCUGCUUAUCGCGUUCUUAACGAGAAAUACAUGAAGCUCUACUCAGUAGGACCUUUCUUCUUCACCCCGAAAACUGAACCAGCUCCCGGACAUGGUUAUUAAUGGCGGUUUCUGUUUCUUUAUAAUGAUUAAGAAGAGUUCGUUUGAAGAGAUUUGGUUGGA
Molecule: messenger RNA, 912 nt
Organism: Carica papaya (papaya)
Lineage: Eukaryota; Viridiplantae; Streptophyta; Magnoliopsida; Brassicales; Caricaceae
Biological process (GO): response to ethylene
Cellular component (GO): cell periphery
Source: RefSeq, a predicted model, not a curated record